AUGGAGACCUUUGAUCUCCUCAUCAUCGGCGCCGGGACAGGCUGGAGCGGCCUUGCGGCGCUUAAGACCUAUCGCCAGAUCCACCCCUCUGCGUCAGUAUGUCUCCUCGAGUCCGCGUCCUCGGUCGGCGGCGUCUGGGCCAAGCACCGGCUUUGGGACGGCCUGAAGAGCAAUAAUAUGCGUGGGACUUACGAGUACUCUGAUUUCCCGAUGGACGACUCGUACGGCGUCAAGAACGGAGAGCAUAUCCCGGGUUAUGUGCUGCAGCGGUAUCUGCAGAACUACGCCGAACAUUUCGGCGUCAUGGACAGUGUGCGGUUGAACUGUCGGGUCAGCGUUGUUGAUCACAAUGAAGAGUCCGCGGGUGAGAGCGAGAGCGACGGCGACGGUGAUGUAAAGUGGACGGUCACCUACGUCGAUUCGUCAGGCGAGCAGGAAGGACGGCAAGAAACGACUGUGACGGUGCAGGCGCGCAGGCUGAUCCUCGCGACCGGCGUCACCUCGCAGCCGUACUUGCCCCCGAUCCGCGGACAGGAAGCGUUUGCACGCCCGCUUUUCCACACGGUCGAGAUGCCUAAAUACCUCGAGUCCACGCUCCAGAAGCCCGAGAACCGCAUCGCCGUGCUCGGCGGCACCAAGUCCGCCUGGGACGCCGUCUACGCGGCCGCUACAGCCGGCGCCCAGGUCGACUGGAUCAUCCGCGACAACGGACAUGGGCCCUGCUGGAUGGCGCCGCCGUACGUGACCCCGCUGAAGAAGUGGCUGGAGAAGCUCGUCACCACGCGGCUUCUGACUUUCUUCAGCCCGUGCAUCUGGGCCGAAACGGGGGCGGAAGACGCGAUGGGCAACAGAGCCCGCGCGUUCCUGCACGGGACGUGGCUCGGCCGCAAGAUCACCGAUUCCUUCUGGAAAGUCCUCGGCGACGAUGUGGUUGCGCUGAACAAGUUCGACUCCCAUCCGGAACUCAAGAAGCUGCAGCCGUGGAUCGCGCCGUUCUGGGUGGCCUCGGGUCUCUCCAUCCUUAACUAUCCCACCAACUUCUUCGAUCUGGUGACCGAGGGCAAAGUGCGCGUUCACGUCGACCACAUCACACACCUGUCCGAGGGGACGGUCCAUCUGGCCAAGUCGCCCGCCCUGGAGAAUGUCGCUGCGCUGGUCGUCGCAUCCGGCUGGGCCCCGACCCCAGAUAUCACCUUCAGUCCGCCUACCCUCGCCUCCCGGCUCGGGUUUCCCAAUGCCGCCGACCCCCUGCCUUCGUCCCUGGUCGAAGCCGCCGACGCCGAGAUCCUGCGCCGGUUCCCACGAUUGACGGACCGGCCAACCCACAACAGCCCUGAAAAGUACGAGCCCCUCGCUCCAGACGCGCAGACGGAGAGCCAGAGUCUGCACCCCUACCGACUAACGCGGUUCCUCAUCCCGGCGUCGGAUCUCGCGCAGGAGCGCAGCGUAGCAUUUAUGGGUGUUGCCAUGACGAUCAACACGCCGCUCCUCGCCCAGACGCAAGCAUUGUGGAUCAGUAGCUUCUUCUCGGGCAAGAUUCAACUCGAUCGGAUCGCAACAGAGAAAUGCCCUCAAGAACUCAUUGCACUGCUUGAGAAGACGGCCACUCCAUCUGCUACUACGCCUACUACCGAAACCGACAGCAAGACACCCGCUGCCACCACCACUGAACCUUCCGUUGAAUCCGAAGGGAAAGACAACGGCUACUACAACACCCUCUACGAGACAGCCCUGCACACGCAGUUCGGUGUCCACCGGUACCCCGGUGGCCUGGGCCGUCGUAACCCAGAUUUUGUCUUCGAUGCCAUCCCGUACGUGGAUAUGCUGCUGAGAGAUCUGGGCCUGAGUGGGCAGCGUAAAGCAGGCGGAUUCCUCGAUAGGUGGUUGCAGCCGUAUGGGGUGGAAGAUUAUGUAGGCAUCGUGGGGGAGUGGCUUGGCCUGAUUACUCACUUGUCAGCUGCGCUUCUUGAACUCGCGAUGGGGAUGAUAUAUAUGAUGAUACUAGAAGCCCUGCGGUCACCAUAUCGCUACAGGUGCUCCCUGAGAGUCUGCCCGUGUAGCGAGGAGAGCCAUGCUAGCGGCACAAAACAGACAACCUCUACAACACCGACAGUCAUGUCCACGAUAUUGGCUGUUGUUGAUCAAAAUCGCCGUGGUGCCAUUCUAUCAAGGGCUGCUUGGCAUUGCACUCUGAGGGAUGAUUGUAUACAAAUCCCGACAACGCCGUCUCUUGCACUCGAUCUAGUGCUCAUGCGUGAUCGAUGCACCGGUAGAGACACCAAUAUGCACGGCGAUGACUGCUCCCUAUCGAUGCCGCCCCUACUCUCCAUCCAGCACGAGAAGGACGUGGCCAUCGCGAACGGCCAGGCGAUGCAGUGGCUAUACGAAGUACGGUAG
Messenger RNA from Aspergillus nidulans FGSC A4, 2397 nucleotides. Its product is annotated as flavin-binding monooxygenase-like protein. The record is from RefSeq and is a predicted model, not a curated record. Gene Ontology annotation, molecular function: oxidoreductase activity. The transcript is spliced from 4 exons. Lineage: Eukaryota; Fungi; Ascomycota; Eurotiomycetes; Eurotiales; Aspergillaceae. The coding region runs from base 1 to 2397 and encodes 798 amino acids.